Molecule: messenger RNA, 1039 nt
Organism: Tarenaya hassleriana
Lineage: Eukaryota; Viridiplantae; Streptophyta; Magnoliopsida; Brassicales; Cleomaceae
Product: NAC domain-containing protein 83-like
Exons: 3
Coding region: 160-954 (264 amino acids)
Biological process (GO): regulation of DNA-templated transcription
Molecular function (GO): DNA binding
Source: RefSeq, a predicted model, not a curated record
CCCACCUCUCUCUCUCUCUCUCUCUCUCUCUCUCUCUCUCUCAAUGUCACUUUGUUCCGUUUCGCUCUGAUUCCGCUCUGCUUCAACGGAACGGCGAACGGGGUUUUUCACUGAUUUCUCGCUCGUUUUCCUUCUUCUGGGUUCUUUUGAUUCUUCUGUAUGAAACCCAUGGUAAAGCCCAAUUUCGUGAAGAAUGGUGUUCUGAGAUUGCCUCCUGGGUUUCGAUUUCAUCCCACGGACGAAGAACUCGUCGUACAGUACCUCAAGAGGAAAGUCCUCUCUUGCCCUUUGCCUGCUUCCAUCAUCCCCGAAUUCGAUGUUUGCAGAGCCGAUCCAUGGGAUUUACCUGGAGAUUUGGAGAAGGAGAGGUACUUCUUCAGCACGAGAGAAGCCAAGUACCCGAACGGGAACAGGUCGAAUCGGGCGACCGGGUCGGGUUACUGGAAAGCAACCGGAAUCGACAAACGGGUCGUGACGACGAGAGGAAACCAAGUCGUGGGUAUGAAGAAAACCCUAGUCUUCUACAGAGGGAAACCUCCUCAUGGGUCUCGAACCGAUUGGAUCAUGCACGAGUAUCGGCUCGCUUCGCCUCCACCAAGUUCAAUGGAUCGGGCAGAGAACUGGGUACUGUGUCGCGUCUUCCUGAAGAAGAGAGGCAACAGCAGCAAGAACGAAGACGACGUCGUUUCAUGCGGUUUUAGCAGAAUCAGAUGCAGCAACAGCAACGAUACCGACGGUCAUAAUGUGAUUAACAACAAUGAUGAUGAAGAUGAUGAUAGGAAGAAAUCGAGGCCCGUAUUGAUCGAUUUCAUGAGAAAAGAACAGAGUAAGGAUUCGAAUUUCGCGGCGAGUUCCGGUUCGGAUUCGAGCGUAGUGACGGCGGAGAUUUCUUUGGACGACGUCGAGGAGAGCAGUAGUUGCAAUAGUUUCCCUUGUUUCAGAAGGAAAAUUUGAUAUGAAUGCUUUAACGAUGAUGAUGAUGAUGAUGAUGAUGAUGAUGAUGAUGAAUAAGACGGGCUCUGUUUUUAUUUUUUUAUAA